This is a messenger RNA of Radiomyces spectabilis, 1125 nucleotides long. Its product is annotated as peptidase S8/S53 domain-containing protein. Bases 1 to 1125 code for a protein of 374 amino acids. Lineage: Eukaryota; Fungi; Mucoromycota; Mucoromycetes; Mucorales; Radiomycetaceae. The transcript has 5 exons. The record is from RefSeq and is a predicted model, not a curated record. Gene Ontology annotation, biological process: proteolysis. Gene Ontology annotation, molecular function: serine-type endopeptidase activity.
AUGGCGGACAAUCUGGGGAAACAACUUUGGUUGGACUCCAUCGACAUUGGCUCUGAAUUCGUGGCGGUCUCGGGUGUAUUUAACGACGGCAAUUUCUUCAACUAUUUGAAUGAACAACAAGAGAUUGAAUACGUCGAACCCAAUCAGAUUUACAAAGCCGCAGUCGUGCUUCCUCAAGAAAAAUGGCAGUGGAACGAUAAACCGACGUGGACUCAACAACUCGUUCGUUCCGGCAAAUCCUUGUACAAGCGAGCCGUCAGCAAAGUGGCUUCUCCCAACUGGGGAUUAGCCCGCCUUAACCAGCGCGAGAAUGGUCAUCUCGAAGAAUACAGUUUUGAUGAAGAAGCCGGUGCGGGAAUCCAUGUGUUUGUCCUUGAUACGGGUGUUCAUGUGGAGCAUGCCGACUUCGAAAACCGUGCGGUUGUUUCGGCUAAUAUGGUGGCCCAUGAAGACGAUACCGAUUUUGGCGGCCACGGAACUCACGUUGCUGGCAAAGUGGCCGGUAAAGUGUAUGGUGUGGCUAAAGCGGCAUCGAUCCAUGCUGUCAAGAUUUUGGAUAAAGCAGGUGACGGAACCACCAGUAAUCUGAUCAAGGGCAUUUCGCAUGUGAUUCAGGUCGCUCCACGUGGCAAAAGCUUAAUUAAUCUGUCACUUAGCGGACCGAAAUCGCGCAUGAUUGACGAAGUGUUGAGCAAAGCGGUCAAGGAGUUCAACAUUCCUAUUUUUGUCUCGGCGGGCAAUGCUGGUAGUGAUGCUUGCUAUUUCUCGCCUUCUUCCAACGGUGAUGUGUUUGCUGUGGGUGCUACAGAUAUUAACGAUGAAGUCCCUUUUUACUCGGAUAUUGGACCAUGUGUUCGUCUUUACGCACCGGGCUCCGACAUUAAGAGUACCUGGAUUGGCGGUUUAGACGAAACAAAGACCCUGGAUGGCACAAGUAUGGCCAACCCUCAUGUGGCUGGUAUUGCGGCGACUUUGAUGUCUCGCAAAAAUUAUGCAACGGCCAGCGAGUUAUACAACGAUUUGACGGCCUUGGCCACCAAAGACAUUCUGGCCUUCCGCUCCACAAGACCCGACAUGCCAAAGAGCAACAACUUGAUGGCCUACAAUGCCGUUGGAAACGAAUAA